AACAGUUCUGCCGGUGACAGGAAGCUGGUAUUCUUCCAUUUCGCACGGUUCGGAGAAGAACUUUGACCGCGAAUCGGCUUAGGUAGAUCCAUUCACUGUAGCAGCCCCUGUGGUGUAAGAGAUAGACUGUAGUUAAGGGUGGAGCCGUCUUAAUCCGGUUUACUUUGUCUGUCAAUACCGGAAAAUUACCGUUAAUACCUUACCGAGACUCGUGCGUCACCAUUGGAGACUCAGUACGCCUUGAAGACUAGAGGCUGCCAGGCUGUGGCUUCAGGAGGAGUACCUACAAUUGCAGUGGUCGUCAUUUCUGGAUAAACCCCACUUUGACAGAGACUGUUGUGCGUCCACCCAAAAGGGGGAGGUUAAAACCAAACCCGUUGGAUUAAUCGGAGUCGGUGAAUUUGGAGCUAGUUUCGUCGCGGUCCGUGUGAGGGGAUGGAGCUGAGGCUGGACCUACUGGUGACAUUCCUCACGACUCUAACAUGUGUCAGCGGCUGGUACGACAACAGAGUCACGGGUAACCAGAGAGGCCUGAGUCCAGCACAGAUCCAAACCAUCCUGGACGCUCACAACAGAUACAGGUCGUACGUCUACCCUGCUGCCGCCAACAUGAAGAAAAUGGAAUGGGAUCACUUGUUAUCACAGAUGGCCCAGGCCUGGGCGGACGGAUGUAGGUUUCAGAAAGGCAUCGUGACGACCAUCCAACACCCUUACACUAGCGGGAACCUGGGCCAGAACAUGGGCAUGGUGCUACAGAACUUCAAACCGGUGGAACAGUUAGUAUCAGACUGGCACAAGGAGGGCAGAUACUACAUCUAUGAGACAGGGGAGUGCAUGCAGAGACGACCCUUCACGUGUGACGAGUACACACAGAUGGUGUGGGCAGACACGACGAAGCUGGGCUGUGGUUGGACACAGUGCAGUGACAUGGGCGGCAUUCCUGCUGACUUCCUGGUCUGCUACUAUUCACCGGGGGGAAACUUCCAGCUCCACGGGCGGACGCUGCCACCAUACACCCGGGGGGAGCCCUGCUCAGGGUGCGCCUCAGACGAGAAGUGUGAGGGAGGGACUCUGUGUGGCCUGUGUGUAGUGAAAGCCCCUCCGGUGGCGGAGCUGGCGGUGCGCCGGCCGUACGAAAUGCUGAACACGAACGGACACCAGAGCAGGUUCGCCACCAACGGGAUAGUCCGGAACGGCAUGAUGAACGACCCGUACUACACCACCACGCGGAAACGGAAGGCCCUCCGGAGGAUUCCCAAGAAACAGAACGUGAUCCGACCGUUCCGCUGCUGGGACGGCCGCCUCACCAUCCCGCACCACUACAUCUGUGACGGGGACCAGGACUGCGAGGACGGCUCGGACGAGGUCGACUGCACGAGAAGCUGGUGCAAGGGCUACUACUGCCCGAGAAAGAGAGGCCGAGUGAACUGCGUGCACAGCCGGAAGGAGUGUAGAGCCAUCCGGAGGACGUGGCGGCAAUGGCAGAAGGAGCAGCGGUCCGUCAGGAUGAGCUCCCUCCACGCGCCCUCCCCCUCACCACCAACGGAGCAGGGGGCGGAGGAGUGUACCGAGGACAUGAUAGAGAGGUUGAAGAUCUUCUCCGUGGAGUAAAAAAGGAUUGUUUACCGAGACACUAGUAGAGUUAGAUACGCCAAAAAGCAGUUACUCAAGCAACUGGACAUGAUUUUGGAAACGGUCAGACGUUUCGAACAACAUCCGUUUUUUUUCGUCAAUGACACUUGAAAACAACGGAUGGUGUAUUUGAAACGUCUGGCUGUUUACAAAAUCAUAUCAAGUUGCUUGAGUAACUGCUUUUUGUCGUAUUUUAUUACCUUGAUGUCUAACCUUCAUCGACGUAGUAGAGUUAGAAAAUCAGACGAGAAGCUAACCACCAGUGUGUUCAUAUCUGCAAACAUCAUCGUCCUCAUCUCCAUCAAAAUUAUAAGGGUCAGGUUCGACUUCAAAAUAGCAAAACCAGAUGAUUUGGCUGGAGAUUUCUGUAAAGAAUUAUGUUACAAUCACUCAAAACGUUGCCAAUAGAAAUAGCGUUUGUAUUUAUAUAACGUUAUUCCUCUGAUCAAUUCUAAUGCAAUGAAUUCAGAAUUGGUACCUUGGAUGAACCUCGCCAACAGUUGGUGUACUGUAUAUAAUGUGUCUAUGCGGGGUGAGUCCAGUCUACCUUUAGAUGGGUGCUUAAUUACGUUCUAAGAAGCUACUCUUAAUCAAGUGAAAGAUUAGCAACUAGCUCAAUCUGUGAUAGAGCUACAUUAUCAUCAAAUACCUCCAUGAAUUUAGGAACAACAUUAUUUGUUUACAUAUUCUAUGUGGGAUUAUAUUUAGCGUUCAGUAAGAAAUGUGAAUAAAUUAAUCUACAUUGUGUUUACGGAUAGAUUGUUCCCUUAAUGAUUCAAUCAAACAGAUAUCAAGAACUACGUUAAAAAUAGCAAUAAAACUUCUCUUCUUAGCAUUUGUACUUAAAAGAAAUAGAAUCUAUAACUUACAGACUAUUCUUUUUUCUAUCAUACCUUUUCUGAAAUAGACAUAUCUAUUUCUUCUUUCUGUUUUAAACUUUGCACCUCUUGACAUUUAGGAACUCAUCGUUGGCACGAUGGUAAGCGUUUGUACUAUAUUUAGCACAAUGACUAGAAAUAGCUCGUGUCUAAAAACAGAUGACUGAAAAUGUUGCAAAGACGUGGGGGCUAUGAUUCGAUUAGAAUCGGCAGAAAUCUAAUUGUUAGAUCCUUUGACAUGUUACAACGCGGGGUUAGAAUUCUAGAGUUGCAGGUCUCUGAGUGGUAACCACUAACAGUAAAAAAGGCUGCAAUGUGGAGACAUAACCAACCAAUGGGUGAUUUGUAUGACCUAAAUAUACUAUAUAUGUUGCAUUUCUGUAAUUUCAGUUCGUUGAUAUAGCCUGUGUGAUAUCCAAAGUGAGUAUAGGUGCCAAGUUUCUUUCAUUCUCUCCCAAAAUAUUUGCAGAGGAGGAAAAAGAAGUGGCGCCUGUAAUAGGUUGGGCUAUCCAGGCUACAUUGAUAUUGAUAUAUGUGGACAUACAUAACACAUUCACAACGUAGGAUAGAAAUGACACAAACGUUUAAUGUUUGUAAGAUUUUAGCCAUGAGGUAGAUCACAUCAUAAUCAUAAAAAAUCUGUGCGUUCAUACAACUAGACUUAUUUUAAAUGUCAAGACAUAUUGACGUGUACAUUCUUGUAGAUGUUACGACGUCUGUAACCAAAUAAACACAUUUGUUACUGCA
This is a messenger RNA of Branchiostoma floridae (Florida lancelet), 3257 nucleotides long. RefSeq names its product peptidase inhibitor 16-like. Gene Ontology annotation, molecular function: protein binding. NCBI's taxonomy places the organism in Eukaryota, Metazoa, Chordata, Leptocardii, Amphioxiformes, Branchiostomatidae. The transcript is spliced from 10 exons. The coding region runs from base 436 to 1611 and encodes 391 amino acids. The record is from RefSeq and is a predicted model, not a curated record.